This is a messenger RNA of Pectinophora gossypiella (pink bollworm), 1145 nucleotides long. RefSeq names its product endocuticle structural glycoprotein ABD-5-like. Gene Ontology annotation, molecular function: structural constituent of chitin-based larval cuticle. The coding region runs from base 852 to 1145 and encodes 97 amino acids. Lineage: Eukaryota; Metazoa; Arthropoda; Insecta; Lepidoptera; Gelechiidae. Gene Ontology annotation, cellular component: chitin-based extracellular matrix. The transcript is spliced from 2 exons. The record is from RefSeq and is a predicted model, not a curated record.
UUUAAAACGCUUUUAAUAUAAAAAACAACAUUAAUAAAAACUUAGAUAGUUUUUUCAUAUCCAUAAGUUAUGUUAUAUAUAGCUAUACUUAUAAUUAAUCAUGUAAUCAUUUGUCUUUAUUAAUCAUAUUUAAAGUUUAAGAAGAAAGAGCUUCCAAUCUCAAAUUGAUUACUCUCUACUAUGGAUGACAUACUAUGGCAUCCGAUAAUGUCUGCCAUAUUCCAUUAGGGUUCAUCACUUUAGCGUAAUCAGUCGACCGGCACACAUAGCUCUGCCUUAGCCUUUACAUUCAGUUACUCAGAAGGAUACACCAUAACUCACAUUUAUAAUCAUAAUACGUGUUUAUAAAAGGUUCAAAGGUUACUUUAAGGUCACACACAAUGAUAAUUUAUGAAUUUUUAAACGCUUAAUGUCAGUGUCAAACUAGAAUAGCAAAGCUCAUCAAGUAUCAACUUGAUCGAAGUGGGUACACAAUUAUGAAUCAACUAUAAUACAAUCAAAAUAAUGUAUGAGAACCCGGAAUUGGAAGUAGGAAGUCAUAACCAAACAAGAGAACUUUACAUUAAAAACGCAAGUUGAAUAGAAGUUAGACGGAACCAGCCAUCGUUGUAAUAACGUCACGAUAAGAUAAAAAGAUUUCAAAAUACUGAAAUGCUUAAAAGGUUUGGUUUGUCUCCGCCUACGCGAGACAUAAUAUGGCUUAAACUAAGUCCCUAGCAGUGGUUACUAAACAGGUUUUUUGUUUAAUAAAUUUCACAUUAUAUCGUCAGUUCGGAUGACACGGUGGCCUUGACAUAUGAUGCGUUGCGCAGGUAAGAGGUGCCUAUCUUCUGUUGGUAGCCGUGGUUGGGAUGAGUGUGCCGGCAGCCAUCGGCCUUCAAACACAAAUUAACAAAUUAGUAUACAACAACAAUGGACUCGGCACCUACAGUUUUGAGUUCGAAACAUCAGACGGGACGUACAGACGAGAAAAUGGUGGUAUGGUCCCCAAACCUGAAGGAGACGGUUUGGUCGUUCGUGGAGAAUACGGGUAUAUAGAUCCUCAGGGCCGCCACUACACUGUAAGAUACAUUGCCGACGCCAACGGGUUCCAACCAUUAAACGACAUUGAGGACACUAGGUUCAAUGAUAGAAACAUUGUUUAA